Manis javanica (Malayan pangolin) is the source of this 1362-nucleotide messenger RNA. It is a transcript of the gene NAP1L2, whose product is annotated as nucleosome assembly protein 1 like 2. Gene Ontology annotation, biological process: nucleosome assembly. Lineage: Eukaryota; Metazoa; Chordata; Mammalia; Pholidota; Manidae. The record is from RefSeq and is a predicted model, not a curated record. Gene Ontology annotation, cellular component: nucleus.
AUGGCCAAAUCAGCCUACGACAAAGAACUAUUAGAACCUAGUCAAGAAGAGACUGGUAAUAAGGUAAUGAUGGAGGGGCCCUGGGAACAGCCGAAGCGCAGUGAAGAUGCCGCAGCUGGGCCUGGAGAUGAUAGGGAGUGCGGUGAAGAAGCCGCCGCUGGGCCAGAGGAAGAAGGGGAAAAAGGUGAAGAUGCUGAUGCUGGGUCAGGGGAAGGCAGGGGAAAAGGUGAAGAUAGUGAUGAGGACUCAGACCCAGACGGUCCAAAAGGACUUAUUGGCUAUCUUUUAGAUACAGACUUUGUUGAAAGUUUACCUGUGAAAGUUAAGUACCGUGUCUUAGCCCUCAAAAAACUUCAAACUAGAGUGGCCAAUCUAGAAUCCAAAUUUCUAAGGGAAUUUCAUGGCAUUGAUAGAAAGUUUGCUGAAAUUUAUCAACCCUUACUGGAAAUAAGACAUCAGAUCAUCAAUGCAAUCUAUGAACUUACACAAGAGGAAUGUGAAUAUAAAGCAAACUCUGAGGACUAUGAUGAGAUGUGUGAUGAAGAGAUGUAUGGUAAUUAGGAGGGUCUUGUACAUGAAUACAUGGAUGAGGAUGAUGGUUAUGAGGAAGAUUAUUAUGAUUAUGCUAUUGAUGAUGAUGAUGACGACGACAAUGAUGAUGACACUGAAGCUACCGGAGAAGAGAAUAAAGAGGAUCCUAAAGGAAUUCCUGAUUUUUCUGUCUUAAAAAACAUUGACACACUCACUCCUUUGAUUCAGCAGUAUGAUGAGCCUAUUCUAAAGCUCCUGAACGAUAUUAAGGUGAGGCUUUCAGAUCCUGGUGAGCCCCUCAGUUUUACUCUAGAAUUUUAUUUCAAACCCAAUGAUUAUUUCAAAAAUGAGCUGUUGACAAAGACUUAUGUGCUGAAAUCAAGGCCAGCAUUUUAUGAUCCCCAUCCCUAUAGGGGAGCUGCAAUUAAGUAUUGUACAGGCUGUGAGAUAGACUGGAAUGACAGAAAGAAUGUCACUUUGAGAACCAUCCAGAAGAAGCAGAAACACCGAGUCUGGGGAACAAUCUGAACUGUGACUGAAGAUUUUCCCAAGGAUUCGUUCUUCAAUUUCUUUACUUCUCAUGGUAUCAGCUCAAAUGAAAAAGAUGGAAAUGAUGAUUUUUUACUGGGUCACAAUUUACAUACCUACAUAAUCCCAAGAUCAGUAUUAUUUUUCUCAGGUGAUGCACUUGUAUCUCAGCAGGAGGGGGUAGUUAGGGAAGUUAAUGAUGCAAUUUAUGACAAAAUUAUUUAUGAUAAUUGGAUGGCUGCAAUUAAGGAAGUUAAAGCCUGUUGCAAAAAUCUUGAGGAUGUAGAAGACAUUGAUCGCUAA